This is a messenger RNA of Lolium rigidum, 1017 nucleotides long. RefSeq names its product trihelix transcription factor GT-3b-like. The record is from RefSeq and is a predicted model, not a curated record. Bases 31 to 1017 code for a protein of 328 amino acids. NCBI's taxonomy places the organism in Eukaryota, Viridiplantae, Streptophyta, Magnoliopsida, Poales, Poaceae. The transcript has a single exon.
GCUUUCCCAUCCACCGCCACCGCCACCGCCAUGGAUCCCUUCCACCACCUCAACACCGCCUUCUCCAACCCCUACCACCCGCUCCUCUCCUCCUCCCCCCCGCACCACCACUUCCCUCCGCUCCCCCCUCCGCCGCCCCCUCCUCUUCCUCCCGCCGACCCGCCCGAGCGGGAGCGCCUGCCGCAGUGGUCCCACGCCGAGACCUCCGCCUUCCUCGCCAUCCGCGCCGACCUCGACCACUCCUUCCUCUCCACCAAGCGCAACAAGGCCCUCUGGGAGGCCGUCUCCGCGCGCCUCCACGCGCAGGCCGGCGGCGGCUUCGCGCGCACGCCCGACCAGUGCAAGUCCAAGUGGAAGAACCUCGUCACCAGGUUCAAGGGCACGACCGGCGACGUUGCGCAGACUCCGGAUGGUGCCGAUCCUUCUGGCGUCGCCGCGGGGGCGAGGGGCUCGUUCCCAUUCCACGACGAGAUGCGGCGGAUCUUCGACGCCAGGGUUGAAAGAGCGCGCGCAUUGGAGGCGAAGAAGGCCAAGGGGAAGGACCCAGCCUCUCGGGGUGAUCCGGACGACGACGACGGUGGUGGUGGUGUCGGCGACGAGGAUGACGAGGACGCGGAGCUGCUGGAAGACGAAGAGGAAACCGCGGAAACGAAGGGGGCCGUGGGGAGGAAGCGGAGAAGGAGUAAGGCGGCGCCGGCGAGGACGGCGUCUGCGGGAGGAUCGGGGAUCGAGAUUGGCGAGGUGGAGGCGGUGCUGCGGGAGUUCAUGCGGCGGCAGACGGAGAUGGAGGAGCGGUGGAUGGAGGCGGCCGAGGCGCGGGACGCCGAGCGCCGCGCGCGCGAGGAGGAGUGGCGCGCCGCCAUGGUCGCGCUCGGCGAGGAGCGGCUCGCGCUCGUGCGGCGCUGGCGGGAGCGGGAGGACGCGUGGAGGGCGCGCGCCGAGGAGCGCGAGGAGCGGCGGCACCAGCUCGUCGCCGCACUGCUCGCCAAGCUCGGCGGCGGCGGCGACACGUCCUAG